Camelina sativa (false flax) is the source of this 540-nucleotide messenger RNA. The record is from RefSeq and is a predicted model, not a curated record. Lineage: Eukaryota; Viridiplantae; Streptophyta; Magnoliopsida; Brassicales; Brassicaceae.
AUGUGGGUUCAAGAGGAUCUAGAGAAACAAGAAUGGUCGAGUUACUUCUACAUCUUGAGGCCUGACAAUAAACUUGUUAAGGUUUCUGUUGUUGGGGUGACUGCUUCGGGUGACAUUGUUUUGGCGAAUGAUGAAGCAUAUAAACCUUUUUAUGUUUUCUACCUUAAUCUCGAAAGGAACCAUCUUCUAAGUGUUGAAAUCCAAUGUCUUGGAGAAUACCAUAUUUGGCAUCAGUCUCCUGCAAUUUGCGUCUUUGUUGACCAUGUGGAGGAUCUUCAGUUUAAUACUAGGAGCACAACAUCUUUAAACCCACCAGACCAGAAGCUUACACACUGGAGCACAUCUGCGUCAUCUAGAAAUUAUCAUCAUGUGAGAAGAAGCCGUGAAGAGAUGAGAGAGUUCAUCGGUGUGCUAAAGAGUAUAAGAGGAGAGGAAGAGAAAGAGACAAUGAGAGAUGAUGUUGAAGGGCCAAUUUGUGCUAUGAAUUCACGUGCUUUAAAUACGUAUAGACGUUAUGAGGCUUGUACGAAUCAAAUCUAG